UGAUCAGAUACUUACUAAAAACAUCCAAAAAAAAUGUGGAGUGACAACUCAACUACUAAUGGUUACGGUUCUAAUAGGCGUUGUAGUUGCUACUCAUCAUAUUGCCAGAGUGUGGAAGUGCCUAACUUAUGUACUAUCUGCCAUGCAAGCUUGUAUUCUUCCAAUCCCAUGAACCAGUGGUACAAUAAUAAUGUACUGCCAGAUAACCAAUUAGCCCCUCAAUAUCCCGUCUCCAGUUUCUCUAACGUUAUUCAUCCUGUUAGCUCUAUUUUUCAUGUAGAAAAUAAUCAGCAAGUUAGCGAGCAAAUGGCUAAAACUGAAUUUGACUCUUCGUUGCUUCCCAAUCCUGAUAGCAGGGAAGAUCAAAACUAUUUGCCGUUGCACCAGAUUGAUGAUGGCUGCUUGAAUCAUACAAGUGGCAGCCCUUGGGCUGGAAAUCAGUACCAGGGUCAGUUCAAUCCGAUGCAACUGCAGGGUAGUCAAGUAAAUUAUGAGGGAAAUUAUGGUAUGUUUCCAGACCAGAUACUAAAGUUCUCUCAAGAAUAUCAGUAUGAUAUAUCAAGAGCUCCCUUCAGUAACAAUCCUGCAAGUUUGAUAAAUGCAUCUCUGCCUCCCAAGGGUGCUAGCAAUGGCAGCUUCUCAAACAUCAUGGAUUUUCCACGAGAAUGGGGACUAAACCAGUUCUCUUUUCCACCUUUUCAACUGGGAAAGCUACUAGAAGAAACAGUUGGAAGCCAUUCAAACUCAACCAGCAUAUCAUCAGAAGGGACGCAAAAACUAUAUUCAUCAAAGAAACCAUUUAAGCUAUCUCCUAUGAGUAGGCAAGAUAGAGUCUUACGAUACUUUGAGAAAAAGAAAAGAAGGAAGUAUGGGAAGAAAAUACAAUAUUCUUCAAGGAAAACAUACGCAAAGACUAGGCCUCGGGUACGGGGCAGGUUUGCUAGGUCUUCUCAAACAGAUACAAACACAACAGUUUGAGUGAAUCAAUGAUAAUAUCAAUAAGAAAGCACAAGUGGUAAGCCUAGAUUGCUAGAAGUAAUGUUUUAACUUCCUCAGGUAGAUAUGAUUGUACUAAAGUUCAAUUACGAUAUCAAAUUGGUAAUGUGAUUGAUUGAUUAA
Messenger RNA from Erigeron canadensis, 1119 nucleotides. RefSeq names its product zinc finger protein CONSTANS-LIKE 1-like. Bases 34 to 978 code for a protein of 314 amino acids. The transcript is spliced from 2 exons. Gene Ontology annotation, biological process: regulation of flower development. Gene Ontology annotation, cellular component: nucleus. The record is from RefSeq and is a predicted model, not a curated record. Gene Ontology annotation, molecular function: protein binding. Lineage: Eukaryota; Viridiplantae; Streptophyta; Magnoliopsida; Asterales; Asteraceae.